Molecule: messenger RNA, 414 nt
Organism: Penicillium samsonianum
Lineage: Eukaryota; Fungi; Ascomycota; Eurotiomycetes; Eurotiales; Aspergillaceae
Exons: 2
Coding region: 1-414 (137 amino acids)
Source: RefSeq, a predicted model, not a curated record
AUGGAAGACUUUUUGAAGGUGCUUCAUUCUAUCUUGGCUGAUGACGGAAAACUCCUCAGCAGCGAGUCAAUAGCCAUGAUGUUUCGGUCACAACUCCUGGCAGCUAGUCGAGAAUCCCUUCAUAAAUGUGUCCACGAGUCUGAACCCGAAGCCUCAUUCAUUGGCAUAUUUGACAAUACUCGUUUGUUUGACUGGGGACUGGGUGGAAUGCUGGCUAUGGAAAAUGAACCAUCUCGACGGCGAAGAAAUACACUGUUUUGGAGCGGAAAGCCUAAUUUGUUCUGGUUCAUUGAUAGAGAGUCUGACCUUUGCGGUGUGUUAGGGACUCAGUUUCUCCCACCUGGUGAUGAGAAGGUGGGGAGAAUGAUCGAGACUUUUGAGAAAUCUGUUUUCGAAGCUAGAUUCAAGGUCUAG